GCUAAAAAAUAAUAUUAAAAUACAUACAAAAUAAAUAAUAGGAAGAAUAAACAAACAAAAAACUGCAUAAAAUAAACCCUAAGACCAAAUAAUUUGUAAAACAUUUUUCGCAAAAAAAAAGAAUAAAGUUAAAGCUAAAUAAAACAUAACUGUUGAUAAUAAUGCUGAUGAUGAAAAUGAGGUUGUUCUCGUUUUUCCUCUAGUUCCAUUUUACCAAACAAAAUUCUAUAAGAAGAAAAUAACUACAGAAAAAAGGACCAACAACAUACAAUAUAAAUAAAGGAUUAAACAGUUGUUACAAAUUCUGUUGUUAUAUAUAUAUAUAUAUACUUUUUUCAUUAUUUAUCAUCCUUCUUGUUUGUUGACUGACUGAUUUCAUUAUGCUGAAAACCAUGUUGCUGAAAAAUAUGACGACAACACUGAUGAUGACGAUGUUGCCGCUGCUGCAUUCAAAUAUUUAAAGGUCACACAGCAGCAAAUUGUUUUCAGUUUUGUUUGUGAAUAUAAAAGUUUAUGCUGUGACUUUGAAAGUGUAUGAAUGAUUUUUGCAGAAAAAAGAUUUAGAUGAAGUUGUUAAGAUUAGGAAAUAUGCAAUAUCAUAGUUGAAAUACGAAUAGCUAGAAAACAACAAAAGCAGCAAAACUGGAGCACUCAAAAGCAACAACACAUUGAAAAUUAUCUCAAGAAUUUGUGUUUGUAGUAUAAAUACGCAAUUUAAAUUGAACUACAGCAACUACCACUUCAAAUACUAAACUAUAUCCGUAUCCUUGCUUGCACACACAUACACAGACUAACAUUCGUUUAUUUUGCCACGAAAUGAGUUCAUGACUGUGUGUGUGUCGUUGUGAGUGCUGGAUAAAUGAAAGAAAAUAACAAUUUUAUUUAAAGAUUCACAUAAAAUCUCAUUUCAAACAACACGGUUGCAAAUCAUUUAACAGAAAAAUUGCAAGAAACCAGUAAAAAGAACGAAUAGUUUUUACUUUUUUACAGCAAAUGUACAUUGUGAAGCAUCCUUUGCAACCAACAGUACACGUAAAGCAAACAAAGGAAAAAAUUAAAAAAGGGAAUUAAGUGAGAAAAAUUGUAGGAAAAAAAGAACUGAAAAUAAAAGAAACGAUCAAUGUGAAACGCUAACAUUGAGCAUAACAAUGCCCUAGCAAUUCGGUCGUAAAAUUUCACUUUAACAUUGACCACAAACAUAACACCAAACGUUCUAAAAGUAGUCAUCAAAAAAAAAGAGACAACAAGAAACGGAAAUCAUGUCAACAUAAAUAGCAGCCAAAACAAGAAUUUAUCCAAAAACAACAAAUAAGAAAAAAACACUUACAAAACUACAAAAAAAAAAAUAUUACCGACACUAAGUCAUCCACCCAGACGUAAUAAAGUGAAAAACAAUAAUAAUAAUACAACUUCCCUUUAUUGUGAAGUGCGUUACGUUGGACACCGAUUGAUUUUGGAUAAAAUGAAGCAUUUGAAAUUUAAAGUCGGGUUUAUUUACUACAAUAUUAUCAACAGAUUUAAAGGAUGAAGAGUGGCACGUUAUAUUGGAAUAUCUCAUUUGUUAUACAAAAUUUGUUAACCUUUGCCCUGGUCAUCGGUUUACAAAAUCAUUUUCUAUAUACAAUAACAAAAACUGUAACAGUUGUGGCAGUGGCCUUACCACAGACACAGGCAGUAGUUGGAUCUACAGCCGCAUUAGUUGAAAGUUUACAAUUCAAUGCUUUCGAUACAACACAUAGUACUUUUGCCUCAUCGCCGUCGUCAUCGUCGUCCUGGUCAUCAUCAUAUUUACCAUCAUCAUCAUCGUCUUUUGAAGGAGCUGGUGGUGCUAUACAGCAGAAAUUUUCAUCACCUUCUCUAGCAUCGUCUGUUGCAUAUCCCACAUCAUCAACAACAAUGUCUGGUUUUCACAAUACUAAGACGUCCAGAAUUAUGAGCAACAUCAACAGUAUUAGCCCAACACAAACGAUAAACUUAAUACUCACUACAUUUAGAACCAGGGGCAACAGUAGGAAUAGUGGCAACACUAGUGGUGACAGCAGUGGCGUUAGUUUAAGUACCAUGUUGUUGGGCAAACAACAAAAUACUUUAAGUUCUUAUGCACCCACUACCAGUAUCAGUCAUGGUAGUGGAUUGUCAUUUAAAAAUGUUAAGAAAAGCAAAAGCAAAAACACCAUCACAGCCAGCGAUACGAGCAGAAGUCAAGGUAGCAGCAGUUUUUAUAAUAAUGACCAACAAGAACAGCAAAACCAGCAGCAGCAUUUUCCACUUGACUUUACAUUUUCAAAAAAUCAUUGGACAAAUUCAGAUGCUGCUCUUAAUGGGGGAGUGGACGCAGGUAUUGUUGGUACAAAUAGUGGUGCUAGUGGUGUUGUUGGCAAUUUUAGACUGGCCUCUCUAUCAUCUGUAACAUCUUCAUCCUCAUCAUCAAUAACAGCGUUUUCGUCGUCGUCAUCAUCAUCAGCGACGGAGACAGAAAGACCGCGUAUAUUUCGUAACAAACAUCAUCAUGAACGUCAUUGGGGGCCAUUUUUUGAAGAGCCACUCAACUCAACAACCUCAGGCGAUAAUAGUAUAACAACAGCCCAUCUCUAUACGGAAGCAGUACUUAACUGUCGAGUUGGUAUGCUGAAAGACAAAACGGUCAUGUGGGUGAGACGGACAUCGGAAAAAGUAUCACUAUUGACUGUGGGUAAUGUCACCUAUAGUAGCGACCCUAGAAUACGCGUUAAAUUUCAGUAUCCCAACAAUUGGCGUCUGCUGAUAAAUCCCACCCAAUGGGAUGAUGCCGGCAUUUAUAUGUGCCAAGUAUCAACACAUCCACCACGGGUUUUUACAACAAAUUUAACCGUUAUAGAACCUCCUUUGCGUUUAAUUGAUGACCAAGAACGAGAUGUUGGUGAUCGUUAUUAUAAAACUGGCAGCACCAUUGACUUGCAGUGUCAAGUUUCCCGUAGCUUUUUAUACAAAGAAAAACAAAAUAUUUUAAAAUCCCUUAAGCCUUUAAAUGUACACAAUGACAGUAACACCACCAGCAGCAGUAGCACUACUACCACCAGCAGUAGUAGUUUUCGUGGCACUAGCAGUAGUAGUGGUAUUGGUAGCAAUACAUUAAAUCCAGGCUACAGUAACAACAACAGCAAUAACAAGAAUCAAACUAAAAUGAUUGCCAACAAAAAUAAUAAACAUGUUAGUCCUGCUACCAACAUAAAUGGUAUCACAUCGCCCUCUUCUUCUGCAACUACAACCACCACUGGCUUUGGUGUUUUCAACAAUGAUUUAUUACAAAAUAUAAACCAAUCUACAACAUCCGCUGACAAGCAGGGAAUUGCUCUUGAACAACAAUUCAGUAAUUUAGUGUUUUGGUCAAAAGAUGAUGAAGAACUUCCGCCGACGGCCUUAAAACGUAUAAGUUCGAACGAUAAAUGGCUUACGAGUCGAGUUACAAUCACCGAUGCAAAAUUAACUGACAGUGGUAAUUAUUCAUGUUCGAUUGGGCGACUGUUUACGGCCAUUGUACAGGUGCAAGUGUUGACAGGUGAAUUACCAGCAGCUGUGCAACAUAAUUCUGCAGCAGCUGUAGUUGUGUGCAACAUAAGCAUAAGAGAAUUGAUACAAUUAUAUUGGAUUUACGUUACAGCUGCCUACUUUAUUAUGAACUAAAUAAUACCGUUAUACAUAUGGCAGGCAGGCAGGCUGGCAGCCUUCGUUUGGUGGCAGAAACAGUUGACAAUUGCAGUUAUUAAGUUAAUUAAAACAACAGCUGUAAAAGUCAACAACAUGCAACAAAGAAACAACAAAAACAUAUACAAAGCCAAAAAUAAAGAAAAACUUAAAAAUAAUUAUUAAAAAUUUAAUAUAAAAGAAGUAAAAUAAUAAAAUAUGUAAUAGGCUAAAGGAAAAGUAAAAAAAUCCCCUUUUCUCUUAAUUAACAACUGUCAACAGCCAAUUAACACCCACUAGCAACUCAACAGCAAAAAAACAGCAGCAACAUAACUUGCAAAGAAUCUGGGCUUUACAGAAAUAGAAAGUGUAUAAUUUUUGUUUUAAUUAAAUACUUAAAGACUUCCCUUUUUCCAGUAGCAAAAGAAAUUGUUAUAUUUACGCUCAUUGCUCUGACAGCGCAAGACGCAAAAUAACUUUUUCUUCUUACUAGCAAUUUGUUUAUAUUUUUGUCGUUUCUUUACUCUAAAGUGUCCUUUUGUUCCGAGUGUUGUUGUUUAAAUAAAUUCCAUAAUUACAAAAAAUUACUAAGUAAAAAAUCACAACAGAACUGGAGUAAAACUAAGAACACCAGUUGUCAAAAGCCAUAAUAAUAUUAUUUUCCCCCACCAAAAAAAAACACACACACAGAAACAAAAUUGUUAUUUUUUCCAACAUGCAGAAAUAAAAUGUCAUUUUGUACAUAAAUAUGAAAUGUUUUCACCUUCCUGUUCAACUUAUAUAUAAGCAGAUGCAGGUAGUUAUGUUUAAAAUAAUAGCAUUAAAAAGUUUUUUUGGGAGUAGUUUAAGUUGUAAAAAUUUGUCUUUAAAAUUAUUUUUCGAUUUUGUUUAAAACAUCCACUAUUUUAGUGAGCUAUGUUGUAGCAAGUCGCUUAAAGUUAGUUAUAGUUUACAAGUUUUUUUUUUCCGGAAAUUCGAUUUCCUUAUCUUCCACCGCUCCCUUACUGACCUCAAAUGUGUGUGCAGUUGCGUAAAAGUUGAAAAGUUGUUUAUGGCCAAAAGUACUACAGUGGAAGGGUAUUAUGCAUUUUAGUGUAUGUUUGUAACUCUCAACAGCCGACUAAUUUAUGUUUUUUUAUAUAAACUUGUUUUUCUAUAUAAAUUUAAGAAAUAUUUAUUUUCAGAGUUAAAAAAGCUAAGACUAUGAUUUUCAGGUCUUCUAAGACCCAUGUUUACACUUGACUUUAAAGGGAGACCAUCUUAUAUACAUUAUGCUACAGGUCUUCUUACAAACUUUCGUCUAAAGAAGUCCGUUUAAUAAAACUUUCUAUCAGCCCUCGAACAGAAGCGAGAAAACUUCUAUGUAAAAAUUACUUCAAUUUGCAAUGGGUUGGUUUAUUUAGCCAUUGCAAUACAGUUGCAAAUUACAUUCUUACUAAAUAUACCGAUCAGGGUAACGACGAUCAUACGCCCUUUAGAGUGUAAAUGAGUUUCUGGUUGGAAUCAAACCCAUAACCCCCAGAAUGAUAGGAUAGCACUCUGUCAACUAGCCUACCGAGGGACCCUUCUUCACAAUGUUUACUAAUUAUUCAGUUAUACUAAAUAGCAUUUUAAACACAAUUCUACAACAUUGGCCUAGAAUGGUGGCAACUGUUUAUAAAUUUUUAUUUUUAUUUUUAAUGUUGAUUGUUUUAAUUAUUUUUUUAAUAGAAAAAAAUAUAUUUUUUUACAAAUUUGAUAAUUGUUUUAAAAUAAACCGUGGUAGCACAUGCUUUGAUUAUGGUUAUAUAAGAUUCGAUGUAGCCGCUGUUGACCGACUCUUCUGUACUUCUUCUUUCACUAUAUUCUUAUUCUCUCUGCAAUAAAUAUUGCCCAGUAUUUGUUGGUCGGUUGGGUGGCUGGUGAAUUGUUGGCUUUGACAACAAAUAACAAAAAAGUUUAGUUAAUAUAUAUAAAAAAAGUUUUCACUUUCAUAUAUAUACACACUUACUCGUAUAUAUUUAUAGUAGUAUAUAUGUACAACAUGUAUAUUAUUAUUUCCUCUCUCACACAAUUUUUUUGUUACUUUCCUUACUAAUGACAAAUAUUGUUGUAAGUUUUAUUUAAUUUUUUUUAUAUAUGUAUAAGUAAAAGUAUAACUAUGUAUGUAUCUAUGUUGAAAACGUAAAUUGUAAAUAUUUUUCUACUUUUAUUUUCUUUACUAUAGUUUUCUCUUUACUGUCAAACUAUAAAGGUAUAAAAAAAUCCUUUUUCAAAAUAAGUAUUAAAUAAAUAAAAAAAAACACAGAAAUUCAAAUCAUAUUUGUACACUCAAAUACAUUUUCAUUCAUACUAACUUACACUCUGUUACUGUUAGAAACAUGCAUAUAAAAGUAAUUUAAUUUAAAUUUGAUUCUAAAUUUAAUAAGAUUUCAAUGUCAUAUUUUCCAGAGAAAUGAAAAUGAAAAAAAGAGAAAACAUAAUUUUUUUAUUUAUUAGAAUAAAAAAGUCAAAAUUUACACACUCACUUACAUACAUGAAACUACAAGAAUACACAGUCAUACAUACUUUCAGACACAGUUACACAUAUACACUACAUAUAAAUUUAUGAAUAUUGAAUAAAAUAUAUUAUGGAAUGAGUAAAAAUAAAUAAAUGAACAAAAAUAUAAAACAAAACAAACGUAUUUCGUUCUAAAUCAAA
Molecule: messenger RNA, 6343 nt
Organism: Lucilia cuprina (Australian sheep blowfly)
Lineage: Eukaryota; Metazoa; Arthropoda; Insecta; Diptera; Calliphoridae
Gene: dpr18
Product: serine-rich adhesin for platelets
Exons: 9
Coding region: 1525-3663 (712 amino acids)
Biological process (GO): synapse organization
Cellular component (GO): neuron projection membrane
Source: RefSeq, a predicted model, not a curated record